CAUACACAGACGAAGAGCAACAGCUGCAGCAGUAAGAGCAGCAGGUUUUACUAGAAGGAGGCAGCCCAGCAUCCAGGGCGCACUUGUGGGUUAAAGAGAAGGUUACAGCUCUGAACCUUCACUGAUUUAUUUUUCUACCAGGACUGAAGACACGUUAUCAGGAUGGCGGCAGCUUCGACAGAUUCGGGGCAAGGGUCCAUCAGAAUAACUCCUGAAGUGCUGCAAGAGAUGCUCCAGUACUACAACCUGAGCCGCCAGGAGUUUAUCAACACUUACAACAUCGAGCCCCUUAUCUACAUCCCCGAGUUACCGUACAGCGCUAAAACCACCUUCGUGAUCAUGUACGUGGUCAUUUUCGUCCUGGCUCUGGCUGGAAAUAGUUUGGUCAUAUACAUAAUUGUAAAGAAACGAGCGAUACAGACGGCGACAGAUAUUUUUAUUUGCUCUCUGGCUGUCAGCGACCUGCUCAUCACUUUCUUCUGCAUACCUUUCACUUUGCUGCAGAACAUCUCUUCUGAAUGGUUCGGGGGAGUUCUGGUUUGCAAGACAGUUCCCUUUGUACAGACCACAGCCAUAGUGACAGGCAUCCUCACUAUGACCUGCAUUGCCAUUGAGAGGUACCAGGGCAUUGUCUUCCCGCUGAAAAUGAGGAGGCAGUACUCGUCCAAAAGAGCAUACAAAAUGCUAGGGCUUGUAUGGAUUACCUCAGUGAUAGUGGGUUCACCAAUGCUGUUUGUGCAACAGCUGGAGGUGAAAUAUGACUUCUUGUAUGAUAAUUACCACGUGUGCUGUCAGGAAAGUUGGCACUCUCUGACUCACAGGCAGGCGUACACCACCUUCAUUAUGGUGGCUCUUUUCCUGCUCCCUUUGGCAGCCAUGCUGUUCCUCUACACGCGAAUUGGCAUUGAGUUGUGGAUCCGCAACAGGGUGGGCGACUCCUCAGUCCUCAACACGAUGAACCACAGGGAGAUCAACAAGAUCUCAAAAAAAAAGAAAAGAGCCGUUAAAAUGAUGGUCACCAUUGUUUUGUUAUUCACCAUUUGCUGGGCACCAUUCCACACAGUUCACAUGCUGUUUGAGUACUAUGACCUAGAGAAGAAAUAUGAUGGAGUCAAACUUAACAUGAUCAUCGCCAUUGUUCAGGCCAUUGGGUUCUUCAACAGCUUCAACAAUCCCAUCGUGUACGCUUUCAUGAACGAGAACUUCAAGAAAAGCUGCGUCUCUACCCUCUCCCACUGCAUCAGAAAACCUAAUCCUCAGGGUGACGUCGUGGUGGCGCCCAAACUGACCGUGCAGUUCAUCAAACCCCAAAGCAGGGAAGCCUUCCUGGAGUCAGACGAAGGCAAUAGCUCAAAGCAACACUCAGCAGAGAAAGGCCCUUCAAGUUCAUCACAUGGGGAGAGCUCCCUUGAAAUAAUUGGAGAAAAAAUCUCCACCAUCCAAACAGAGCUCCCUGUAAACAGCUCCUCUCAAAUCAAAUGAAAAUGAAGUGACUCAAAGUUCAGGUGAACUGUUGAACCCUCCUGUUUGCUCGCUAUCACCGGCACAUGAUAACAGAGGCUGCAGGUGCAUCAGAUGUGAUUGUAAGUCUCACAGCUGUGGUUCAUACAUUCAAAAAAAUCCAGCUUUAAAAAAAAAAAAAAAAAAAAACUGCAGUGCAUUGUUUUUCCACUCUAGUCAAAUAAUUUCUGUUUAGAUGUUUCUCACAACUGCAGGAUGUUCAGCCUCUCACAGUGAGCAUUUAAUGAUGUACUGGAGGGAGCCAUGAUCAGUGUGUCAUCGCAAAUGAGCACAAACUGUUACCACUGUGGCAUUUAUAGUACAUCAGGAACUGUUUGGAAAAGACAACAGAGGUCAUUUGACUUAACACAGCCAUGAUUUUAGCAACAAAGGACAACUCAACUUUUACUGCACUGCUAAUAUUUGCUUCGGUUCAACUCUGCUAUUCAGCAUGAUACUCACUUCAGUUCAAGUUAAUUAAGUUGUAAACUUUUAUUUUAGUAAGGUGACACAAAUUGUUCUGGUCUUUAGCCUCUUGCUGGUCUUUAGCCUCUCAUCUAAUGGAAAACUGCCAGACUGAACAGUUGGAUCAACAGCCAUGCAAGCACAGCCCUUGUACAGUUUUUUAAAAGGUGAAGGUUGGCAUAGAGGAGUUAAAUCAUUCAUCCUCUUUUGGACCAAACCCAAUGGCAUAGAAACCACGUGUCACUAUUUUGAUGUUAGAGUUGACAGCUGACGUGUUUAGAUAAGUUAGAUAUGAGACCAAUUUUUGAAUGACCCUGGUUCAUUCAAUCGUGAUAAAAUGAGUCGCAGCAGUCUGCAGCCUGAACCUUUAAAUCGGGGCUCUGGUGUCACAUACAGUAUAUACACAGAAGCACAAGGGAUAAAAUUGAUUUUGCUAUUAACAUGUUUGCUUAAUAGUGCUUUGAUUAUUUGUAAUGAUGAUGUCUAAAUUCAACCUAAGUGGAUUUUAUUAGGUUUUGGUGUAUAAUUAACGUUUGCUACAUGUUCUGUGAUAUGUUUGGUAAUGACAGCUUUGCUUUUAUUCACAGUUCUGUGCAGAUCCUGCACUGAAAACAAAUCAUCAUUCAUUUAAAACACUUGCUUCUUUUCUUUUCUUUUUAUAAUGCAGUUCAGUGGAUGAGAAUGUUUGUAGGCUCUAUUCUUGGCUCGUGUUGCUCAAGUAUUGUCCUUUGGCAAGUGGCAUUUCUCAAGAGAUUGUGCUCUGUCCCACAUGCAAGAGCAGGAUUUUGUCACCAGUGAGAUAAAAAAAAUUUACAUUAAAUGAAAAGAUCUAUUACAACUUGUUUCUUUCUUUCAAAUGAGGCCUUUAAGAAAUUACAGACUAAUUUACUCAAAAAUAUAACAACAGUACGAAUAGGUAAAUAACGCAAAUAAUGUAUGUAAACUCUGAAUUAAACUGACAGUUCUUAAGUUCUCAGCAGUGUAGAAAAGUAUUCAGUUUACUUAACAGUACAAGUACCAAUACAGCAAUGUAGAAAUAAUCAAUUUCAACUAAAAGUCCUGCAAGAAAAAUUCUAUUUCAGUAAUAGUACAUAAAUAUAGGCAGCAGUAUUAAAGUAAAAGUACUAGUUUGAGCUCUCUGACCUCUGAUGCAUUAUAAAUUAUAUACAUUAUAUAUGACAUCAUUAGAUCAUUAACACUGAAGCAUUAGUAUGUCAGCAAUAUAUUACUGUUGUAGCUGCUGGAAGUGGAGCUAGUUUGAACAAUGAACAAGUCAAUUUAAUGUACAGUUUUAAUAGAGGCUCACCAGAUAAAUCUGAGGGGUCAUAAGAUGAUUAAUGAGUGAGGAACAAAAGUUCUGGUUCACAAAUCUGUUUUCAGUU
Lates calcarifer (barramundi perch) is the source of this 3347-nucleotide messenger RNA. It is a transcript of the gene qrfprb, whose product is annotated as pyroglutamylated RFamide peptide receptor b. Lineage: Eukaryota; Metazoa; Chordata; Actinopteri; Centropomidae. Gene Ontology annotation, cellular component: membrane. The coding region runs from base 163 to 1482 and encodes 439 amino acids. The transcript has 6 exons. Gene Ontology annotation, molecular function: peptide binding; neuropeptide Y receptor activity. Gene Ontology annotation, biological process: G protein-coupled receptor signaling pathway. The record is from RefSeq and is a predicted model, not a curated record.